Messenger RNA from Triticum aestivum (bread wheat), 1697 nucleotides. RefSeq names its product noroxomaritidine synthase-like. The coding region runs from base 88 to 1626 and encodes 512 amino acids. Gene Ontology annotation, molecular function: oxidoreductase activity, acting on paired donors, with incorporation or reduction of molecular oxygen; heme binding; monooxygenase activity. The record is from RefSeq and is a predicted model, not a curated record. NCBI's taxonomy places the organism in Eukaryota, Viridiplantae, Streptophyta, Magnoliopsida, Poales, Poaceae. The transcript has a single exon.
CUCUACACCACCAUUGGCGGCUGCCACGCUCCUCCACCUCGACCUAUUCGGUUGCCGGUGCAGGUGUGAGCGUGCAACGCUGCAGCAAUGGCGCCCGUCUCCUUCCUCGGGCUUACUUUCGCCUUGCUCUGCUUCGUCGUCUUCUACUACUUCCACAUCAGGUCCAAGCGCAAGAACCCAGCUCUCCCGCUGGACUGGCCGCUCGUGGGCAUGCUCCCAGCGCUCCUCGGCAACCUACCGCGCCUCCACGCUCCCAGCGCUCCUCGGCAACCUACCGCGCCUCCACGACUGGGUCACCUCCGUCCUCGUCGCCAGCCCGCUCAGCUUCCGCCUCGCCGGCCCGCCGCGCUCGGGAAUGCAGCUCUUCAUCACCGCCGAUCCGGCCAACGUUCGCCACGUCUUCACCUCCAACUUCCCCAACUACCCCAAGGGCCCCGAGUUCGCCCAUAUCAUGGACAUUUUCGGCGGUGGUAUCUUCAACGCCGACGGCGACUCCUGGCGCCGUCAGCGUGCCAAGGCGCAGCUGCUUAUGUCCGGGCCUCGGUUCCGAGCCUUCGUAUCCAGCUGCAGCCGCCGCAAGGUCGAAUGCGACCUGCUCCCGCUGCUAGCCCGCAUCGCCGGCUCACGUUCGACACCACGACCACGCCGGUCUUAGGAGUUGACCCUGGCUGCCUGGCCGUCGGCUUCCCGGAGGUGCCGUUCGUGCGCGCCAUAGAUGACGCCAUGGAUUUUCUCCUCGUCCGCAACUUGCUCCCGCUGUCGUGGUGGAAGCUGGUGCGGCGGCUCGGGCUCGGGUACGAGCGGAAGAUGGCGGUGGCGUGGCGCGACAUCGACCGGUUCAUCGGCGACACGAUCGCCAAGCGGCGGGAGGCGGUGAAGGCCACGGGUGGGAUCGAGGACUCGGCGGACCUGCUCUCUUCCUACAUCGACGACGACGAUGGCGACGCCGGCAGCGGCACGGUUGUCGACGUAUUCCUCCGCGACACGACCAUGAACCUUAUGAUCGCCGGCCGGGACACGACCGGGUCGGCGCUGACCUGGUUCUUCUACCUCCUCACCAGGAACCCGGGCGUGGUGUCCAAGAUCCUCGCAGAGCUCGACACCAUCAAGACCACCACCACCACCACCCUGGACGGCAUGGUGACCUUCGACCCGGACGAGCUCGGCCGGCUGGUGUACCUGCACGCGGCCCUGUGCGAGUCGCUCCGGCUGUACCCGCCGGUGCCGUUUGAGCACAAGGGCGUGGUGGCCGCCGAGGCGCUGCCGAGCGGGCACGAGGUGCGGCCAGGGGACAAGAUCCUUGUGUCGCUGUACGCGAUGGGGAGGAUGGAGGCCGUCUGGGGCAUGGACUGCCGGGAGUUCCGGCCGGAGCGGUGGAUCGGGGAGGACGGCAAGCCGCGGUACGUGCCGUCGUACAAGUUCGCCUCCUUCAACGCCGGGCCGCGGACCUGCCUGGGCAAGGACAUGGCCUUCGUGCAGCUCAAGGCCGUGGCGGCCGCCGUGGUGAGAAACUUCGAGGUGGAGGCCGUGCCGGGGCACGUCGUCCAGCCCAAGAUCUCCAUUGUUCUCCACAUGAAGAACGGCUUCACGGCCAGGAUCAAGAGGAGGCAGGUGAUGAACAGCUGAUCCAGAGUUAAAGUUAGGCUGGGUGCGCGCUCUCUGUCUCCAUCGUAACAGGCUUAUGAAUGUUUGGAAUA